AUGGAUGACUUUGGUGGACAUUGUACCAAGUGGAGGCAAAAUGAACUUUCAUUUUUUAAAAGAACACAAAAAGAAACAUUCAACUGCUCUGAGUAUGGAAACAGAUCUUGCCCAGAAAGUGAAAGGUCACUGGGUAUCCGCACUGCUAUGUACUCAUUUAUGGCAGGGGCCAUAUUCAUCACAGUGUUUGGCAACCUCGCCAUGAUAAUUUCCAUUUCCUACUUCAAGCAGCUCCACACACCGACCAACUUCCUCAUCCUCUCUAUGGCAGUCACCGAUUUUCUCCUGGGGUUCACCAUCAUGCCGUAUAGUAUGAUCAGAUCUGUGGAGAAUUGCUGGUAUUUUGGGCUUACGUUUUGUAAGAUUCACUACAGUUUUGAUCUGAUGCUUAGUGUCACGUCCAUCUUCCAUCUUUGCUCAGUGGCCAUCGACAGAUUUUAUGCUAUCUGUGACCCUUUACGUUAUUCCACCAAAAUGACAAAUUCAGUCAUUAGACGGUUGCUGCUUCUCUGCUGGUCAGUCCCUGGGGCAUUUGCAUUUGGGGUCGUCUUCUCAGAGGCCUAUGCAGAUGGCAUAGAAGGCUAUGAUAUCUUGGUGGCUUGUUCCAGUUCCUGUCCAGUGAUGUUCAACAAGCUCUGGGGGACCACAUUGUUUAUGGCAGGUUUCUUCACUCCUGGGUCCAUGAUGGUGGGAAUUUAUGGCAAAAUCUUUGCAGUUUCCAGAAAACAUGCUCGUGCAAUCAAUACCUUGCCAGAACAUCAAAAUAAUCAAAUGCGGAAAGACAAAAAAGCAGCCAAAACUUUAGGAAUCGUGAUGGGUGUUUUCUUACUAUGUUGGUUUCCCUGUUUUUUUACAAUUUUGUUAGAUCCCUUUUUGAAUUUUUCUACUCCUGUGGUUCUGUUUGAUGCCUUGACAUGGUUUGGCUAUUUUAACUCCACAUGUAAUCCCUUAAUAUAUGGUUUCUUCUAUCCCUGGUUUCGCAGAGCACUGAAGUACAUUUUUUUAGGUAAAAUUUUCAGCUCACAUUUCCAGAGUACCAAUUUGUUUACUCAAAAAGAAGCUGAAUAG
Messenger RNA from Tupaia belangeri chinensis (Chinese tree shrew), 1068 nucleotides. RefSeq names its product trace amine-associated receptor 2. Gene Ontology annotation, cellular component: membrane. NCBI's taxonomy places the organism in Eukaryota, Metazoa, Chordata, Mammalia, Scandentia, Tupaiidae. The record is from RefSeq and is a predicted model, not a curated record. Gene Ontology annotation, molecular function: trace-amine receptor activity. Gene Ontology annotation, biological process: G protein-coupled receptor signaling pathway. Bases 1 to 1068 code for a protein of 355 amino acids. The transcript has 4 exons.